Sesamum indicum (sesame) is the source of this 2433-nucleotide messenger RNA. RefSeq names its product Concanavalin A-like lectin protein kinase family protein. Gene Ontology annotation, molecular function: ATP binding; carbohydrate binding; protein kinase activity. Gene Ontology annotation, biological process: protein phosphorylation. The record is from RefSeq and is a predicted model, not a curated record. NCBI's taxonomy places the organism in Eukaryota, Viridiplantae, Streptophyta, Magnoliopsida, Lamiales, Pedaliaceae.
AGAAUUAAAUAUUUGUCAAUCAAUUACCACUAACUACAAACAGAAAUUGCUGGAAAUGAAAAACAGAUUGCAGUCUUGCUUGCAACAUUAACAAUAAUAUAUGAGUUGAGUGUCAAACCAUUGAAAAUUCAACAUUCAGUUUAUCUUGUCUGAAAAUGGAACUAUCAGUCAAUCAUCGCGGCGGAGCUCCACCACCUUCACCGAAACUCUAGAUUUCAGAGCCGCCCCUAAAAUCUUGAGAAAAGGGAGCAACCAGCUAUGUUGGCUCCGGUACUGUUCAUCCUGCUCCUCCAGUUGGCUCUUCCAGCUUCAGCUCUCGAAUUCAUCUUCAACUCCUUCGCCGCUGGCACCGCAGCUAAUCUCACACUCACCGACGAUGCCCGCCUCGUGCCGCCGGUGAUCCGCCUGACCAAUGAUUCCAACCAGUUCUCGCUUGGUCGUGCCUUUUACCCCGCUAGAAUCCCGUUCAAGCCCUCCAAUUCCAGCAACAUUACCACCUCGUUUUCAACUCAGUUCGUGUUCUCGAUCCUGCCCGAGAUCUCCACCAGUCCGGGUUUCGGGCUCGCCUUCGUCAUUUCCAACUCCACUUCCCCGCCCGACGCGCUUGCGGGUCAGUAUUUUGGGCUUUUCUCCGGCGCCAGGACGCCGUCCGUGGCUCCACUUUUGGCAAUCGAAUUCGAUACUGGUCGGAACCCGGAAUUCAAUGACCCCGAUGGAAACCAUGUGGGCAUCGACCUCAACAAUAUUGAAUCCGUGACCACGGAAACAGCUGGGUAUUACAAUAGUACUGGCACUCUUGUACCUGUUGAUAUGAGAAAUGGGCAGAACAUUCAUGCCUGGAUUGAGUUCAACGGCCCGGAGAAUGAAAUCAAUGUGACAAUUGCUCCAGCUGGAAUGCCCCGACCCACGAGGACUAUGUUGUCAUACAAGAAUCCAACGAUCGCAAAUUAUUUGGGGCCAGAGAUGUUUGUCGGAUUUUCAGCUUCCAAGACUCAAUGGGUUGAGGCACAGAGAGUCUUGGCUUGGAGUUUUAGUGAUGUUGGGAUUGCAAGGGACAUAAACACGACGGGUUUACCCGUUUUCAUGUUAGAGAGUUCGGGUUCGUCUUCGUUGUCCGCAGGCGCAGCUGCAGGGAUUGCAGUUGGUUGCUUGGUGGCCGUAGUCGUCAUGUGUUGUUUGGUGUACUGGUUUUGGUGGAAAAGGAGAAGGGAAAACGAAGAAGAUGAUGGGAUUGAGGAUUGGGAGAUGGAGUAUUGGCCUCAUAGGUAUUCUUAUGAGGAGCUUAGUGUGGCUACAAAGGGAUUUUCGAGUGAAGAGUUGCUUGGCUCUGGUGGAUUUGGCAAAGUCUACAAAGGGACACUAGCUAAUAACAUGGAGGUGGCGGUGAAAUGCGUUAACCACGACUCUAAACAGGGGUUAAGGGAGUUUAUGGCUGAGAUUUCAAGUAUGGGGAGGCUGCAGCACAAGAACUUAGUGCAAAUGAGAGGGUGGUGUAGAAAAGGGAAUGAGUUGAUGCUCGUUUAUGAUUACAUGCCUAACGGUAGUCUUAACAAGUGGAUUUUUGAUAAGCCGAAUAACCUUUUGGAUUGGGAAGGGAGGAAGAGAGUCUUGGUGGAUGUUGCCGAGGGCUUGAACUAUCUACAUCACGGUUGGGAUCAGGUGGUUGUUCAUAGGGACAUUAAGUCAAGCAAUGUAUUGUUGGAUAGUGACAUGCGGGGGAGGUUGGGCGAUUUUGGCCUAGCAAAGUUGUAUACACAUGGAGAGGUGCCAAACACGACUCGGGUCGUGGGCACGUUGGGGUACUUGGCACCGGAGGUGGUUACGUUGGCUGCACCGACCGCGGCUAGUGAUGUUUAUAGCUUUGGGGUGGUGGUGUUGGAAGUGGUGUGCGGGCGGAGGCCGAUUGAUACGGCGGUGGCGAGCGAGGAUGAGGAAGUGUUGAUCGAUUGGGUCAGGCAAAAAUAUGUAGAUGGAAGGCUACUAGAGGUGGCUGAUGAGAGGAUCAAGGGGGAGUAUGAGGUGGAGGAGGUGGAGGCAGUAUUGAAACUCGGUUUGUCUUGUUGCCAUCCAGACCUUUCCCGUCGGCCUACAAUGAGGGAUGUUACGGCAAUUUUGUUAGGUGAGCAUGCAGCGAUGGAGCCAAAGGAGUUGUUGUCAGAAUUGACGCCGACGACUAGCUUCGUUGAUGGAGGUGAAGGUGGUGAUAAUGAACAAGAGAAGGAGACUAAGCCUGAAGAGCAGGUGUGAAUAUUCAUUUCUAUGUACGUUUUGUACGUCGAAGUUUCAAGGCAUUUGGAUUUAAAUGCUUACAGUUUUGAUGAGAUUUGGAUUGUAACUAGACAACUUUUUUUGGAGCCUGCCACUAUUGUACUAUAAACUUUGUAUUUUCUUUUACAUUAUAAUAAGAAAACAAAAAAGUGUUCCAUUUCCUUA